Helobdella robusta is the source of this 3291-nucleotide messenger RNA. RefSeq lists its product as hypothetical. The record is from RefSeq and is a predicted model, not a curated record. The coding region runs from base 1 to 3291 and encodes 1096 amino acids. The transcript is spliced from 3 exons. NCBI's taxonomy places the organism in Eukaryota, Metazoa, Annelida, Clitellata, Rhynchobdellida, Glossiphoniidae.
AUGUCGGCCAUCACAACGCUUCGCUACCACUACCUCUCAAAAAUCUACUUCCCUAUCAAGUACGGAAAGAAGAUGUGGUCCAGAUUUCGAAACAAAACUCUCAACUGCACAAACAACAACAACAACAAACACAGUUUUAUAACUAACCACAACAACAACAGCAAAACUGAUCGGUCAUCCGGCAUCACAACACUACUCGUUAAUAAAUCCGGUCACACUUCUGUAGUCAGAGUCGGUAAAAAGGGAGCCGGAAAAAGUUGUAGCGGCGAUCGCAGCAGUCGCAACCACAAGGUGGCUAGCCAUUAUUGUGUGGCUCGUGGUGGCAGGAUGAUUGUGGUUGAUGCUGCCACUGGCUGCUCCUACCACAAGACUGUUAACUCGGCUUGGAGUACUGAAAGUGGGCUUAAAAAAAUUCGCAACCGGGACAGCGCUAUUGAUAUUAAUAACAACACUAAUUACAAAAUCAAAAUUGAUGAAAAAAAUUACGCCGAUGGUGAAUCUGAAACGAUGGUGAUGGUGAAGAAGAAGACUACGACGAUGUUGAUGAUGAUGGGGAGGGGGCGGAGAAAGAAGAAGGGGGCCCUUGGCUGUAAGAUUCAGCCACACGAUUGUGCCCACUGCUUGGUGUCUGCUGUCGAAAAUUUGGAAACGAAAGUAGAAAGGCGUAAUGAAAAUAAUGGUGGCAGUGAUAUUUUAGGUAGCAACAAUUACAACAAUGCAGAUAACAUUAACAGCAGUAAUCACAUCAAUUGUUGUCAUCAACCAGCUAAUACUAACAACAACAUCUCAAACGAUAAUUAUCUCAAUAACGACGAAAGUGUUAAUGUUUCAAGUCACGUUCUGGAUGGCAACAGCCAAAAGAUUGAUGAAAUCAUCAAUUGCGCUUACAUUAAUUUCAAUAACAAGACUGACGACAAGACUUCUUUUAAUGACAACACCUCCAACAACAACAACAGCAAAAAUUAUAGACCGAUGAAAUACAACAAAAAACCCCAAAACAACUUCGGCCACUACAAUAACAACUACACCACCACCAGCAACAACAACAACAUCAACGACAAACCGCGUCGUCAUAGCAACAACAACGUCAUCAACCAUGGCAGCCGCCGAGUUGAAAACUCUUGGCGGGAAAAUCCAUCAAUCUACAUCUCAUCUUUUAGAAGUCACCACAACCUCUCCAGAGCAUCUCGCGUCUCGGCUAGCAGCAGCGUUACUUACUGUACUGCAGCGGACGACGCUACUGGAUGCGCUGCAGCUAAUUAUAACAAUACCCACUGUACUUUGACAGAUAACAUUGUUGAUACUCCUGAUAUAGUAUCAUCCGCUAGAAGAGAUAUUGAAGAUGAUAUCUUUAAAUAUAAUGAUGAUGAUGAUGAUGAUGAUAAUAAUAAUAAUAAUAAUAAUAACAAAAAUAUUAAUUAUAAAGUUGUGACCAUGAAUACAUCAGUUGCUUGCAACCUCAUCUGUGGCUAUAAAAAGGAGGAUGACGAAAAUGAUGACGACGACGAUGAAAAUAACAAUAAUAACAACAGUAAUAAUAACAGUAACAACAACAACAACAACAAUAAUAAUAAUAAUAAUUCGAAGGUUGGUGACGACGAUGUCAAAGCGUAUUACGCUGGUUGUCAUUUUAAUGAUGGGUCUCGUGAUGUCAUGGAAGUUCGCUUGGAAAAUAAUAACAACAACAACAAUAACCUUAAUAAUAAUAAUAAUAACAACAAUAAGAGUAAUAACAAUAAUAAAAAUAACAACAGCAACAACGGUGAUAACAAUAAUAAGCACAAUAGUAAGCCCAACGAUGACAAUAGUAGAUCGGCGAACCCCAUCACUGACGUAAGCAGUGACGUAAGCCAGAUGACGUCAUCAGAAUUGAUGGUUCACGAAACCGGAAAUGGUAACAGUGCUGUAGGUAGGAUUGGUAAAAAAGAAUUCGAUAGAACUAGUUCUCUUGAACGCUGCAGUAGUGUACUAAGUUAUAUAGGUAAUGAUAAUGUUGAGAGUUGUGAUGGUAACGCGAGUUCUAAUGCAAAAACUUGUGACAAUAACUACAACGACAAUAAAAGCAAGGACAAAAACAUCAAUAGAAGCAUCAAUAACAUCAAAAACAUCAACUAUGACAUCACAAACGUUAACAAAAACAGCAAAAACAAACCCAGUCAGCACAAAGACAUCAACAGCGUCAACAAAAACAUCAACAACAACAUCAACAACAACAUCAACAACAACAUUAACAACAACAUUAACAACAUCAACAACAACAAAAACUUCAGUGACGUCAAAGACAAUAAUGAAUAUCCAAUCAGCGUUAUGGCAUUCAACUCAUCAACAAGAUCUAUAGCCACAGCAGCCCCAACAGCCACAGCAGCCACAACAGCCACAACAGCCACAAAACCACUUGUCAGAGUCGCAAAAUUCAGCCUGGGAGCACGGGAGGCAGGCAAAGGGAUGCGUAGUAAGGAGAACAAACAAAACAACAUGAACCUGAACCACAUCCGAUGCAAGCAAAGAAUCAAUAUUAACAAAACAACAACAGCGCCAACAACGAUAACCACGACAGAUCUACGUGACCAGCCGGAAGUAAACAGUCGACCAAUCAGCAGGUGUGGCAAGCCACCUCCGACCUUUGACAUGUGGGGUUUCAGGUUAGAGAAACAAAAUGGCUGCCAAAUCCAGCCAAACAACAGUAUCACCAACAUCAAUAAAGAUAAAAAAAUCGACAAAUCCAAAUUUGCUGAAUUUCUAUUGGCUACCGGAGACAGAGGGAUGGAGUUCGUUGUUACUCAGGAAGCGGAAGAAGAUACUAAAAAUAGCUGUACAAACAUAAACAACAUAGACAUAACACUCUUGGGCGAUAAUAAGUCACGUAAAAACGUAGAUAAAUGUAGCGUGGUGAAGAUGGACGAGCAUGAGAGGCUGCUGGUUCGGAGCAAGUUGAAGUACUUCACGAAAUUUAUCGGUGGCCUCAGAGGCGACGACUAUGAUGCUGGUGGCGGUGGGGAUGGCGAUGAUUAUGAUGAUGGAGACGAAGAAAAAGAUGAUGAUGAUGAUGAUAAUGAUGAGGGUGUUGAAAGGAGUGGCAAUGUUUUUGAAAAGAAAGAUGCGACAAAGAAUGAUGAAGAUGGUGAAGAAGAGGAGGAUGUAGAGAGAGGAGAAGAUUUAGUAAGUGGAACUGUUCUCGUCUAUACAAGAGUUAAAAGAGCGGCCACCGAGUUAGCUCAGUCGGAAAAAGAAUCAUGUUUCACGCUGCUGUUACGGGAUGGCAUGAUUCAAACGCCGUCUGCCCGAAACUAA